AUGGAUUCUACAACAGAUAGUUGGAAUAAAAGUUCAUUGAACGACCGCAAUGAAGUAUCAGCACCGGAGUCAACACAUCAAAAUUAUACUCCUGCUGGUGAUUCAUAUGUUCAGAAAGGAAGAACUGAAUCAAAACAAGGUCAGCAACAUGCGGAAAAUAUUGUUUCCAAGACAAAAAGAAUUCUACAACAACAUUGGGAUCAAACUCGUCAUUCACUUGUUGAAGCACGAAAACGAACCUCUCAAAUGAUACCGAAAUCAGCCUGUAAUCUGGUUUAUUGGCGAAAACCAAUUCAAUCUGGCAUUUUUUUUGGUGUUUCAUUAGCUGUUAUUAUAACAUUCAUGUGUUUAUCAUCAUUGGCAGCCAUUUCAUUUUGGUUACUAGCAUUUCUUGUUGUUGUUGGACUCAGUAAAUUCUACAAUUAUGUCAUGGCUACAUUCGUUGGUUCUGCACGUCAAGACAUAUUUGAUUCAAUAUUUCCAUCUGAUCUAGCUAUCUCGAAACAACAGACUGAUGAAUUGGCCAAACAGAUACAAGUCAAUGGAACAAGCUUAUUAAAACAUGCAAGAAAUAUUUUCUUAUGGCAAAACUUAACAAACUCAGCUAUGUUUGGUCUAGUACUUUUCAUUUUCUUCUACAUUGGUCUAUCCAUUAACACAUUAACAUUGGGACUUGUCGGCUUAAUUUUCUUAUUUACUGUACCAAAAAUUUAUGAAGUAUAUCAAGUACCCAUUGAUCGUACUGCUAAACAAGUACUCGAUCAAAUAAAUCAACUUUUGGCCAAAGUAACAGCAAAAUUGCCAAAUAAAGCGAAAAAACCCUAA
Rotaria socialis is the source of this 825-nucleotide messenger RNA. The record is from the annotation of a GenBank genome assembly. Lineage: Eukaryota; Metazoa; Rotifera; Eurotatoria; Philodinida; Philodinidae.